This is a messenger RNA of Poeciliopsis prolifica (blackstripe livebearer), 1728 nucleotides long. Its product is annotated as E3 ubiquitin-protein ligase TRIM47-like. The record is from RefSeq and is a predicted model, not a curated record. Gene Ontology annotation, molecular function: zinc ion binding; protein binding. Lineage: Eukaryota; Metazoa; Chordata; Actinopteri; Cyprinodontiformes; Poeciliidae.
AUGGCGGAGAACCUCGACUUGGACCAGAGCCAGUUCUGCUGUUCGGUGUGUUUGGAGCUGUUCAGGGAGCCCGUCACCGUCCCCUGCGGUCACAGCUACUGCAGGCGCUGCAUUGAAGCCUGCUGGCGGCGCGACGAUGAGGCGGAGGGCCCUUACAGCUGCCCGCAAUGCAGGGAGGACUUCCGGCCUCGACCUGCACUGAGGAAAAACGUCACUCUGGCUGAGAUCAUGGGGAAGCUGAAGGUGACUUGCACCGAGGAAACCCCUCUCUUUGCCGAGUUGACCUGCGCUGGCCCAGAUGACGUUGCUUGUGAUUUCUGCUGCGAGGCCACAAGACACAAGGCCUCCAUGUCCUGUCUGACGUGCCUGGCGUCGUACUGCGGUUUCCACCUGGCGCCUCACCACACAGUUCCCGCGCUGAAGACUCACCAUCUGGUGUCCGUCACGGUCCCGCUGAAGGAGAAGCUGUGCAAGAAGCACAACAAGCUGCUGGAGGUGUACUGUCGUUCUGACAAGAGAUGCAUCUGCUAUCUGUGCACAAUAGAUGAACACCGGGGACACUUCACCGUCCCGGCCUCAGCAGAACGAGCCACAGAGCAGAUGCUGCUGAAUAUGAAUCAACUCAGUGUCCAGAGGAGUUUGCAGAAUAGAGAGCAUGAGCUGAAGGAGUUGGGCAAAGCGCUGGAGGAUUUCAAGUUUCAACAGGCUUGUGGCCGGACUGCAGUGGACAGCGUCGACCAGAUCAUCAACCCGUUGAUUUCCUCCAUCGAAAUGAGACGCGUCUCGGCAAAACGGAUGAUCAGCACGAGAGAGAAACUGGCGGUCGCCGAGGCUGAGAAGCUGCAACUCCAGCUACAGGAGGAGAUCACCAAGCUGCGGAAACGGAACGGUGACCUUUACAAGCUCUCUCUCUCCAGCGACCACGUUCAUUUCAUUCAGACUUUCCCAACUCUCUCCACUUCCUGUGAAUCUCCAGACCUGCCGCCCGGUGCUGUUGUUCGCCCUCGUGAGUCAAUGGCAGCUGCAUCUCGCUUUUUAGAUGACCUGAAGAAUAAAGUAGAGGGUAUCCUGGAGGACUCCUGGUCCAACUUUUCUGCCACUGUGUCCGCUGUUAACGUGGUGCUGCCACUUCUGCCAAAAACCAGAGAGCAGUUCUUACUCUAUGGCUGUGACCUCACCCUCGACAUCCAAACCGCCAGGAGUUUAUCCAUCUCCCAAGAGCAGCACGACGUCAGUGUGUCCCACUACGUCCCCUACUAUGUCAGUCGCUCAAACAUGUUUGAGAGUGUGAAGCAGGUGCUGUGCUGCGAGGCUCUGUCAGAGCGCUGCUACUGGGAGGUCACCUGGGAAGGUUCCUUUUGCGCAGUAGCUGCGGCAUACAAAGACAUCAGACGAUCAUCGUCCGACUCAGAGUUCGGAUACAAUGACAAGUCAUGGAGCUUGGAGUGCUCCAAGAAUACCUACGUUUUCCGACACUGUUCUGAGAAGAAAGUCGUGUCGGGUCCUCUGACCUCCUGGGUCGGUGUGUACCUGGAUUACAGGGCAGGUACCCUGGCUUUUUACAGCAUCUCCAAAGAGAUGGUGCUGCUCCACAGAGAGCAGACCAUGUUCUGUAAACCUCUCUAUCCUGGCCUUGGGCUGAAGGACGAUGUUCAAGCAAAACUGAGGAAGUUUUCAUGCUGACGCAUAGCUGAGCAGCUAUUUUCUUUUUGUUUUGUUUUUUGAACG